AUGCUCCUCCGAUGCCGCGCCCUCUCCCAGCUCCUCUCGGCCCCCUCCGCCUCUCCCAUCUCCCAGCUCCUCGGCUACCACAGCCGCCUCCUCUCAGCGGCCGUGCCCGUCGGUCCCCCAAACCCUAGCUUCGCCGUCGAGGACUACCUCGUCUCCACCUGCGGCCUCACCCGACCCCAGGCCCUCAAGGCCUCCCCCAAGCUCUCCCACCUCAAGUCCCCCUCCAAGCCCGACGCCGUCCUCGCCUUCCUCGCCGACCUCGGCCUCUCCGGCGCCGACGUGGCCGCCGUCGUCGCCAGGGACCCCCGGUUCCUUUGCGCCGGCGUGGGGACAAUACUGGCCCCCAACGUCGCCGCGCUCACCGGCAUCGGUCUCUCGCGCUCUGACAUCGCGCGCCUCGUCUUGGUCGCCGGCAACCAGUUCCGCCGUAGAUCCAUCGUCACCAAUCUACACUACUGCCUGUGCAUCUUCGGGUCCUACGAGAAUCUCCUCACUGCUAUCAAGCGCAAAUCCUACAUUCUCAUGUCCGACCUCGAGAGGGUGGUCAAGCCCAACGUUGCGCUCCUGCGAGAGUUCGGGCUUGGUCCUUGUGAUAUUGCCAAGCUGUGCGUCGCCCACCCAUGGCUGCUCACCUGCAACGUAGAGCGUAUCCGGGCGACGGUGUUGCGUGUCGAUGUUCUGGGUAUACCCCGAUGGUCUGGGAUGUUUUGGCAUGCGAUGGGUGCUGUUGCAUUCGUCAGCGAGGAGAAAAUCGCUGCCGCAGUGGAGCACUUGAAGAAAAUGUUCAGGUGGUCAGAUGAUGAGGUGGGCAUUGCUAUUUCCAAGGCUCCAAAUGUGCUGAAUAAGACUAAGGAGUCUCUGCAGAGAAGGUCAGAGUUCCUAAUCUCUGAUUUGGGGUUGGAACCCGCAUACAUUGCUCAUCGCUCGGUAAUGCUCUUGUACAGCCUGGAGGGCCGGCUAAGGCCCCGGAGCUAUGUCGUGAAGUUUCUUAAGGCAAAUGGAUUGCUAGAUCCUGGCCGGGACUUGUAUACCGCAGUCACACUGAGUGAGAAGGUAUUCAUGGAGAAGUUCAUAUGCCCUCACAAGGAAGCUGCACCCCACCUUGCUGAAGAUUAUGCAGCAGCUUGCAGAGGGGAAUUGACGGCUAGAUUCAGAUUAAAUGAAGCAGAGAUGGGCCAUGGAAAUUGGUAA
Messenger RNA from Triticum turgidum subsp. durum (durum wheat), 1191 nucleotides. The record is from the annotation of a GenBank genome assembly. NCBI's taxonomy places the organism in Eukaryota, Viridiplantae, Streptophyta, Magnoliopsida, Poales, Poaceae.